AAUAAAAAAAAAGAAGUUAUUUUGAUAUUAAAUUCUUACAUCCAUACAUAUACAACAUACAUACAUGCGUACAUACAUACAUCCAUGCAUACAUAUAUGUAUAUAUUUUAGAGAGUUCGUCUGCAGGAACAGGUUUGUAAGAUAUGAAGUUAAGUACUCAAUACUUCCGGGAGUAGAUUUAUAAACACCCGCAUAUAUAUAGAUACAUAUAUACAUAUGAACAUACAUACACAUAUACAUACACACUUAUAAACACACAUAAACACAUACAUAUACACACCCAUAUAUACAUACACGCAUACACACUUAUACAUACUUAUACACACUUAUACAUACGUACGUACAUACAAACAUAUACACAUUUAUACGUACAUACAUACAUACAUACAUGUGCAUUUAUGAAAAAAAUAAAAUAAACGGUGAAAGAAAUAACAUCGAAAACAAAACCAGCAAAAACAAGCGCAAAAAAUUCAGAAGCGAAAGAGAGAAAGAAAGAAAGAGAGAAAGAAAGAAGAAAGAAGAUAUUUUAACGGACGAAGGAGACGACAGAGGCAUGAGAAGAUGAGGUACGUUUGGCUGGUGUUAAACUUUCUUCUGUGUACUUGUACCCUAUUAAGUUGGGCCCCGGGAUUAAUAAGGGCCAGCGAGGGGUCGAAAGGAGCAUAUCACCAUAUUAUGUGUGAUAAAAACUACAACAAACUGAUCAGACCAGCCGGACUUAACAACCGCCUCGUUGUACGACUCGGGAUCAGGAUUUCACAAAUUCUCAAAGUAGACGAGAAAAACCAAGUUCUGGAAACAAUUGUUUGGCUAAAGCACGAAUGGUAUGACCUGCGGCUGACAUGGAAUCCUGAGGACUUUGGCGGAGAGACCAUGCUCCAUAUUCCAUCCGAAGACCUUUGGAGACCCGACAUCGUUGUCUACAACAACGCCGACGGGGAUUUCGUAAUCACAAUGUUAACAAAGGCUCUUGUGUCGUACGAUGGUAAAAUAGUUUGGGAACCGCCUGCUAUCUACAAAACAUAUUGCCCUAUAGACGUAGAAUAUUUUCCGUUCGAUACCCAGUUAUGCUUCAUGAAAUUCAGCUCCUGGACUUACGAUGGUAACGAAGUUGACUUGAUCGACUUUUGCCACGGCACCGGUCAAACGCAAGUUGAUGGCAAGGUUGUGAUCGCGAAUGGCAUCGAUAUGAAAGGCUACUCUCAGAACUCUGAAUGGGAAAUUCUAAACGUAACAUCAACUCGAGAGAUCAAAACGUAUCCAUGCUGUCCAACACCUUACCCAAUCAUAUUAUACAACAUAACAAUGAGACGCAUCCCUCAAUUUUACACUUUGAACUUAAUCAUACCUUGUGUAUCAAUUUCGUUCUUGACUAUUCUUGUAUUCUAUUUACCGUCCGUGAGUGGUGAGAAAAUUACUCUGUCCAUAUCAGUUCUCUUGGCACUGACUGUAUUCUUCUUGCUGCUUUCUGAAAUCAUUCCGCCCACUUCUCUUGUGAUUCCUUUAAUCUGUAAAUACCUCAUGUUCACUAUGCUAAUGGUGACGGCAUCGCUAUUUCUGACUGUCUACGUAUUAAACGUCAAUUACCGAACAACCACAACUCAUACAAUGUCCCAAUGGGUGCGGUAUUACUUUUUGGAAAGACUGCCCACUUUCCUUAUGAUGAAGCGACCCCGUUUCGAAGAUGAGCCGCCGAUUCUGCCACCGUCCAAGAUGCAAAGUUUAAGUACCUUCGACGGAGAAGAACCCGUAGAAACUCGAAGCAUCACACUCAACUGUAGAGGAGAGGUGCCGACAUACGAGAACAUGUGUCCGCACCAGACCAUUGAUGAACCUGACCCUGGGAAGAUGGAGAAAAUGCAAAGCCUUGAUGACUGGACAGGUAAACUGGUGGAAGAGAUGAUAAGUAAUGUGGAAUAUAUUGCCAGCACCAAAAAAGAUGUCGAAGAAGGCAGUGCUGCGGUGCGUGAUUGGGCCUACAUCUCAACGUUGAUAGAUCGAUUAUUCCUUUGGGUCUUUAGUGUGAUUUGUACGAUCGGAACCGUUGUCAUUUACCUGAAUGCACCCUCACACUUUGACACUAGGCCUAGUUUAGCAGCAGGAGAUUUCGUCAAUCUUUCCUGCACUUUUUGAGCAUGUUACUCUACUGUACCUCUAAUACAUGUUAGUCUUGUUUUUGUUCUUAUUGGU
Octopus bimaculoides (California two-spot octopus) is the source of this 2190-nucleotide messenger RNA. RefSeq names its product acetylcholine receptor subunit alpha-like 1. Gene Ontology annotation, molecular function: transmembrane signaling receptor activity; acetylcholine-gated monoatomic cation-selective channel activity. The record is from RefSeq and is a predicted model, not a curated record. Gene Ontology annotation, biological process: monoatomic ion transmembrane transport. Gene Ontology annotation, cellular component: postsynaptic membrane. NCBI's taxonomy places the organism in Eukaryota, Metazoa, Mollusca, Cephalopoda, Octopoda, Octopodidae.